This is a messenger RNA of Lethenteron reissneri (Far Eastern brook lamprey), 1338 nucleotides long. It is a transcript of the gene GPRC5B, whose product is annotated as G protein-coupled receptor class C group 5 member B. Gene Ontology annotation, molecular function: G protein-coupled receptor activity; protein kinase activator activity. NCBI's taxonomy places the organism in Eukaryota, Metazoa, Chordata, Hyperoartia, Petromyzontiformes, Petromyzontidae. The record is from RefSeq and is a predicted model, not a curated record. Gene Ontology annotation, biological process: G protein-coupled receptor signaling pathway. Gene Ontology annotation, cellular component: extracellular exosome; signaling receptor complex; plasma membrane.
AUGCGCCCUGUGGCACCGCCGCUGCUGCUGCUGCUGCGUCUUCUUCUUCCUGUGGCGUCUCUGCUGUGCGCGCACGCCCGCGCCGCGGACUCUGCGCCCUUACCGGGGAAUCGAACCCGGCUACCCGCAGCGACGGGGAGACCGCCCCCAGCGUCUGGGUGCGCGGACGACCUCGCAGGCUCUUCGCCGCGUCUCCACGGCCUCCUCCGACUCGCGUGCGACCCCGACUCGGCGUGGAAAUCCGCGAUCGCCGUGUCCUCCGGCGUCGGAGUUGUCUUCUCGGCCGCGCUGCUCUGCGUGCAAACCAGCGCCGCUCUGUGCGGCUCCGAAGCCGCUCGGAGCUGCAGCCGGAGCCGUCGUCCCUUGCUCGCGCUCCAAGCGCUGUGCGCUCUCGCCACCGUGGCUCUCUUCUCGCUCAGCAUCGCCUCUUUGGCUCCCGCCGCGCGGCCGCUCUGCAUCGCGAGGCGCUUCUUGCUCGGCUUGCUGUGCGCCCUGAGCGUCGGCUGCCUGCUCGCGCACGCGUGCGCUCUGCUGAGGCUGGCCGCGUCGCGUGGAACGCCGUCGCUCGACGCCGGAGGCCAACACCGCAGCAAUCGCCGCAAUGACAUUCUUCACCACCACCACCACCACCCCAGUCGUCGUCGUCCAUGCGGGACCGCGCGUCUCUGCGGAAUAGCUUUGGCAUUGGCCGCCGUGCAAGCUGCGCUGGGUACGCAGUGGGUGGUGUUGAUGACCACGCCGACGACGCCGACGAUGACGGGCGACCCCUGCGUGCACACGAAUCGCUGGGACGUCGCCCUUCCUCUCUUCUACCCGCUCGCCCUCCUGAUGGCCGCAGACGUCGCCUCUCUGUUGGCGCUGUGGCGCGUGGCGCGCGCCGCUCCUCGCCUGCCGCGCUGGUGCUUCACGCACGCGCGCCUCCUGUUCGCCACGGCGGCGCUGUCCAGCGGCAUGUGGCUCGCGUGGAUCGCGCUCUACGAGAGGAGGGGAGCCACCGUGGGAGCCACCGGGGGAGCCGGGGCCACAGGGGCCGCCGGGGUCGCGACGCGCCGCGCAGAGCGAUGGGGCCGCGCCGCCACCGCCGCAGCGCCCGCGUGCCAGGCGGCGGCUCUGCUCGUGCUCUACCUGUGGCCAAGCCUCGUUCCCAGCACCGCGGCAGGUGUUGGCGGUCAGCUGCAGCAGACCUUCGCCCGGGGGCGAACCCACGUGUGUGGAGUCGAGGUCCGGACCAGGGACAAUGCUGUGAACAGCUUCAUCCCGACACCAUCUGCCCAUCUUCCCAGCCCAGGCGACCUGACCUCGGUUUGGCUGGAGGCUCCGGGCGUCGCCAGAAUUUGA